AUGUGUUCGCUUUUCAAAUUUUACUUAGGAUUCGUGGUUGUACUAACUUCAUGGGAAGAAGAGGAAAUUGGAUUCAAAAACAAAUUAAAGGAACACGACUACGCACCAUGGGGCUACCCCGACUUUCAAAUGGAGGCAUUAAACAAGCUGGAGCAUCUCGUAGAAUUGGCGUUUAUGGUAAAAGCAAAAGUGGAAGAAGUUAGAGGGUAUAGUCAAGAAGGGAUGUUUGCCAUCGUUAUUCGACGCGUUCCAGAUUCUACUUCGUUUCCAUUGUUUCCAUACAGUCACCUUGAAAAAAGUUUUCGAUGGAUAUGUUAA
This is a messenger RNA of Dicrocoelium dendriticum, 318 nucleotides long. Lineage: Eukaryota; Metazoa; Platyhelminthes; Trematoda; Plagiorchiida; Dicrocoeliidae. The record is from the annotation of a GenBank genome assembly.